UUCUCGCAAGAAACCCAAUGCUCAUUUUGCUGUUUCUUUUUAUUCCAGCUCCAUGCGUCACCAUCAAGGUCAACUGCUCUCAACCAAACCAAGUAGCACUACUGGAGGCCUUGAGGCCCAUUUUUAGGAUGGGCGCCAUACGACCAGUCACAAACAUGACAACCCCUACUAAUGUCAGUUUACACUUCCUCCUCUAUGGAAUAUUAGGAGUGGUAUGUUCAAUUCAGUUUUAAUUAAUAUGUGUUGUUGUGCUAUGUACUAAAGGAAGCUGGGCGUCUUUUCUUCAGAAUGAGAAGGCGCAACUCCUGACAACUUAUCUUUGGCAACAUUUUAAAUGGCAGAAUGAGCUCGUCACAUGGGACCCAGUCCAGUGUGGCACCAACAAGAUUGCUCUUCCCCGACAGAAAUUUUGGGUUCCAGAUCUAAUCAUCAGGGAAUUUAUGGAUCAAGACAAAGCUCCAAUUGCUCCUUAUUUGAAUCUGCACAGCAAUGGAUUAAUGAAUGACGCAAAACCUGCCAGAGUUGUCAGUUCUUGUAACCUCGACAUCUACACCUUUCCUUUUGACACACAGGACUGCACUCUUACCUACAUCUCCCCCAUGAACUUGGCAAGCGACAUGAAGAUUUACCUGGCGAUGUCUGAUGAUGUCAUCACAGCGAAAUCCAAGACAGUGAUGACCACAUUAGGGGAAUGGGAGCUGCUCAGCAUUACUGCAGAUAAGCCUAAUAGCCAACAUGAUAGUUUACAGCCCUACGUCGACGAGCUUCAAUUUCACAUUCGAAUGCGACGCAGGUCCACCUUGUACGUGGUGAACUUGCUGCUCCCCAGCUCCUUCCUCAUUACAGUGGACCUUUUUAGCUUCCUGCUGCCUCCACAAAAUGUGGACCGCUCCUCUUUCAAGAUGACCCUCAUCUUGGGCUAUACCGUCUUCCUUCUCAUCAUGAAUGACCUGCUCCCUAUCACGGGAAACACCAUCCCCAUCAUCAAUGUGUUCUUGUCUUUGUGUCUGGCUCUGAUGGUGGCCAGUCUUCUCGAGACGAUUGUCAUCACCAACUGGUUGUUCAGCUCUAAAAAUGUCAGUCCUGUUCCUCCCUGGAUCCGGCUGCUUGUUCUGCACAUUCUGGGUCGUCUUGUUGGUCUACCAUGGAAAGAAGCCGAAGAGUCAGGUAUGCAAUGCAGAAGCGUGUCCAUACAGCAUGGAGCUGAGGAGGACUCUCACGAGGAGAAAGGACCAGUAGGGGAGAACAAGGCCCUGCGUGAGCUGAGGAGCCUUGGUGGAGACUUGAAGGUUUUACGCCUGCAAGUGGAGCAACAGCUGGACAGCACCCAAGCGUCAAAGGAAUGGAUGCAGGUUGGUUUCAUCAUAGACCGCCUGCUGUUUGGCAUCUACAUUUUCUUCCUAACUGUCAGCUUCAUCACCAUCAUGAUCAUCUGGGCCUACUCCUACAAGCAAUAGAUAACCUUUGUGACUCAGAAAUGUGGGUAAUGGGAUAGAUUAUCAAUUUAUUUUGUCUCAGAUAGCCCGUAUCAAAAUAUUGCUUGAUUACACACUCUUCUUAUCUGUAAACUUCAUUACCUUCAAGCAAGGGCGUCGGUUUGGUCUCAGUAUUGGUAGGGACGAUAUAACAGUACAACCUGCAUGUACACUUUUUGCUGGGGACGGGACGUUGAUAAGACCAAACGGACUGGGUGAAAGGCGGUCAGGGCUACAUUUCUCACUAAUGAGGAUCUAAUUAAUUGAUAGGCUAAAUGAUUAAUGCAAAAUUAAAUCUGUAUUGACUUAUACUAACUUUCACACUGCAAAUUUACAGUAUAACGUCUUGAGAAGAUACAUUUUCUUAAAUCUGGUUGAAUAUUUUUUUUUCAUCUUGUUUUGAGUUUUAAAGGCAACUUAACAGAUUAAUGUGUCGGAUUCUUCCACUUGCUUUUAGUAAAUAUUACUAUUUGUUCUUAUUAAGCCCAACAAUCUAAAAGUCAGUCAUUUUUUCACCUAAAUCAAGAAAAAAAUGCUUUUUGCUUAAAAUAAUUCUUAUUUUCAGCAAGGUAUUUUUCUUAUUUAAAAAAAUCUGAAUAAAAUUUACUUGAAGCACUGGCAGGUAAUUUCACUUAUUUCUAGUGGAUUUACACUGAAAACAAGGGAAUUUAAGUUUUUCUUUUUUCUGUUUUAAGGAGAUGGGCUUUUGCAGUGCAUAUGUAUAGGUUCAAGUGAUACACCGUUCGAUUCAAACCUUUGUUUUAAAAAACUACUAAAGAAACAUUUUGAAAACUUCCAGGAUAAAUGUCUGGAUUUUAUUAGCAAAUUUAAAAUGCAAUAUUUGAACACAAAUUUGUGUAUUAACACACAAAGAAAUAAUUAACAGAUUUGUAUAUCCUAACUAUCCAGGAAUGCAAAAAAAUAAACAUUUGUCUUAAUACAACCCAAAAUUGCCUGUAUAAAUAAAUUAAAUAUGACAACAAAACUUCUUAGUCAGGGAACAACAAAAAUAAAAAUAAAAUUGGAGCCUUCGUUCAGGAAAAACACUACUUUUGUUCACAAGCACAGCCAAACUCAACAAAAAAUGAAAGCUCCUUUGGGCUGCUUUAAGACCACAUAAGCAAAAUAAAAAUGAAAACUGAGAAGAAGGGGGUCAACCUUGGAUCAUUAAAUUUACAACUGAGCAGAGUUCACGAUAUUUCUCAAUUUAAUUAAUGUUAACAUAAUAGAAUACGCAUACAAAAGUACACUUCUCCUGAAGCAGCUUCCUAUACUCAGGUUAGCAAUGUAAUGGUAAUGCUAAACUGUGAUACAGGUCGGUCUUUCAGUAGCAAAGUUAAUGGUGCAUUUCCCACCUUCGUACGUUGGGUUUAAGUCAUCAGCCAAUGAAACGUACGUUUGAGGAAAAAAACAUGGACUGGCUCAUUCAGCAAGUGAUAAGUAGGUGAAUGUCUGAAAAUAAUAAAAACAAUUCACUUAAUAAUGGUACGGUCAAUUCUAUCGUUACAACAUAUGGGAAGACAAUCUAAAUUACCUCUGUAACUGAACACAUUAUAUAAUGAAAAUAAGGUUGCUUAAAAGUUGGUGGGGACAAUUUGAAUAUCCUGAAACAUUGUGUUUUGUCCCUACCGUUCCUAUGCAAACCUACGCCCUUGCCUUCAAGAUCAACUGGGGUUACAACUAAAGGCAGUAGAUGGCAGUUAUGACUAAAAAAUGCGUU
This is a messenger RNA of Corythoichthys intestinalis (scribbled pipefish), 3195 nucleotides long. Its product is annotated as 5-hydroxytryptamine receptor 3C-like. Gene Ontology annotation, cellular component: neuron projection; plasma membrane; synapse. The transcript is spliced from 9 exons. Gene Ontology annotation, molecular function: serotonin-gated monoatomic cation channel activity; acetylcholine-gated monoatomic cation-selective channel activity. Gene Ontology annotation, biological process: nervous system process; monoatomic ion transmembrane transport; chemical synaptic transmission. The record is from RefSeq and is a predicted model, not a curated record. NCBI's taxonomy places the organism in Eukaryota, Metazoa, Chordata, Actinopteri, Syngnathiformes, Syngnathidae.